Messenger RNA from Diachasmimorpha longicaudata, 5815 nucleotides. RefSeq names its product retinal homeobox protein Rx1 (gene repo). Gene Ontology annotation, molecular function: DNA-binding transcription factor activity, RNA polymerase II-specific; RNA polymerase II transcription regulatory region sequence-specific DNA binding. Bases 580 to 2010 code for a protein of 476 amino acids. NCBI's taxonomy places the organism in Eukaryota, Metazoa, Arthropoda, Insecta, Hymenoptera, Braconidae. The record is from RefSeq and is a predicted model, not a curated record. Gene Ontology annotation, biological process: regulation of transcription by RNA polymerase II. The transcript has 3 exons.
CACCGGCGUCGCCACCUCCUGGAGAAAAUGAAAAAACCUAAAAAUCCAAAGUUCCAAUUCCAGAAAGGUGAAUGUCGUCUCCAGGACUGACGAUGAAACGUCCACAGAGAUGAGCCAAAAAAUAGGAAUAGCCGAUGUUUAGAUGGGUAGUGGCCUCUCAAACCCGCAUACAUCACCCGCCUCCCGUUGGAUCCAACAAUGUUCCUCUCAUUCUGAUCCAUCGCGAUUGGCUCGAGAGCUAGAGUGGAUCGUGGGCGGUGCUACCAACUCAUCCCUUUAAAUAUAAACGUGUGUGAUAUUACCAGUCGUUCACCAAGGUCCGUCACAACUAGUUCACAUUGUUAACGCGACUUUGGAACAAGUCGAAAUUAAUCAUAACCGGCCCAACAAUUUAUAGUAAUUGGUUGAGAUUCCAUUAACACUUAUUCGUGAAUUGUAACAAACAAGAAACACCGCACGUGAUUGCAUUUAUCAAUUUGUGAUUUGAUCCAUUGAGGGGGGAAAAUUUUUUUAAUUUUUUUAUCGACUGAGUUUAUGGAGGUUAUUGGUUUGAGGUGCGAGUGAUUGGAACGAGUCUUCAUGAACCUGGUGGAUUAUUCGUGGCAAUCGGCUCUUGCGGAUUAUCCCAGGGACAUCACUGAGGAGUUUAUACUUGAGUAUUGCCAGAGAAAUAUCAACGUCAUGGAUGGCACGCCAUUUGAUGAUCCCAUUUUCUCGGAUUUUGGGGGACGAACGGGAACGGGGGUCCACAGCAUUCAGGUGAUGCUGGGACUUCAUGGGGGGCAUCAUGCCAAUGAGCUUAUUCCACCUGGGGGACAUCUGCAUAAGUUGGAUGCUGCAGAGGACUCUCCACCGCAUCAUCAGGGGCAUCAUCUGCAGGGACAGCCGGGACAGGGACAUCAGGCGAAGGAGCUGAAGGAAUUGGAGCUCGCAGGGAUGUAUGCACCGCUUGCUCAGGGGGAUGUCACCACUUCUAGCUCCAGUCCCAUCAGUACCACCAGCUCUGGACUGCAGAAUAUGCAGAUCGCUGGGGGCAUCAAGAGGAAGGGGGAGGAUAAUAUUAAUUCUAUUGCACAAGUAACAAAUGAACCACAGCCUACAAAGAAGGACUCGAAGAAAAAAUCUAAUAAUGACGGGAUCAAGAAGAAAAAGACGCGAACAACCUUCACCGCCUACCAACUCGAGGAACUCGAACGUGCGUUCGAGCGUGCGCCCUACCCCGACGUCUUCGCCCGCGAGGAGUUGGCCCUAAAGCUCGCCCUCUCCGAGUCCCGCGUCCAGGUCUGGUUUCAGAAUCGCCGAGCCAAAUGGAGGAAACGCGAGCCGCCUCGUAAGACCGCCGGCUACAUGACAACAGGUGCUGGAAGUGCUGGUCUCUCCGGCUCCUUCACCUCCCUCAACAACAGCCUCAACCCCUUCGCCUCCAGCACGAGUGUGACAACGGCGACGCCACCAGACGCCUGGGCGUACUCCCCCGCUUACGACCUGGCCCCCCACAUGAAUCUCCUCAGUCCCUCGAGCUCCCCCUACUCCGGCUCCUUCGCCGGACCGAGCAACAACGGCUCCGCUUACUCCUACGCCACAAUGUUACCCCAGCACGACGCCUCCCUCUUCACUAGCCCCAGUGGCAACACCAUGCGCGUCCACCAGGACUACAUGACCACCACCAACAACAGCCCCCCACCCUCGAGCCUCACCCGGGCUGACUACCAGAGCAUGGUCUCCGCGCACUCACCCCAACACUCCAAUCAUCUGGCCGCAGCAGGAAGCAAUUCUCUGUCCGAGGAUGAGCACCAGAACAAGCAGAUGGAUUACGUUUCUGGAUUGAGCCCAGCGGAUAAGUACCAUCACGAGCAGACGGACUACUCCCAUCAGGAGGCAUCCCAUAUCAAGCAGGAGUACAGCAUGCACUCACCACCGUCAACUGGACGCAUCAAGAACGAAGUUAUGGUGAAGAGCGAGGGCUCGGGACAGCAAAACUACGUUCAAUUACCACCUUUUUUGAAUUAACGAGAACCCUCAGGAGGCGGGGGGGUUUCUAUCGUCAGAUGCAAUAACGUGCCUUUGGGAUUUACUGGGGUGGGAGGGGAGGGAGGGGGAUUGGUGGAGAAUAGGAUUCCGUAGGGGUUCAGACGCAGACAAAAUGCUCGCGAUAAGAAUUUCAUGAGGGGAGUGCGGAAGAGUAGAAACAUUAUGAUAAGUAAGCCGAUGACACUUGAGCUGCGAACAAAUGUUUUAAGAGUAACAUUUUUUUGGGGGAUUUCAAUCGAAUUUUGGAUCUUGCUGGAUAAUCGAUUGUGAUGGCGAGAUAGAAAAAUGGGAAAAAAUCCCGGUGAUUACGUUUAUUGAUAGAAGUUUAUUGAUAGAAUUUUGGAUCUUCCUGAAUGAUCGAUUGUGAUGGCAAGACAGAAAAAAGGAGAAAUAAUCCCGGUGAUUACGUUUAUUGAUAGAAGUUCACUUGUAUAAGUGAUAAUGAAAUGUCCUAUCAUUGUCAGGGAACAGUAUUUAUAACAAUUCAUAAAUGAAAUUAUAGAUAAAGAGAAAAGUCUGUGAAAAAUUACUGUACCAGGUACUAGAAUCGAGGUGCAAAAUGCUAGAAUACAAGAAAUUGUUUUGUUGACACAUAACAAUUCCUAUCAAUAUCGUAAAUUUUGUAAUUAAUGAUAUGUGGCUUCGCAAAAUUUGGUAAACAGCACUAUAAAAUUUCAAGGUCUAUCAUUUUUUAUUUGAGUUUAAAUGAAAAAUUGAGGAAAUUUUUUUAAAAAUUCCUGUCUAGGUCAGUUUAUUUUAUUGUGGAUUUUUUAAUUUUUUACUGUGCCACACAACAAUUUUUCGGUAACUCAAUGUGAUUGGUUAACGAUUCGCGCCGAAUAUAUCCGAUUAUUGCCGACAUUAGACUUUGAAUUUUUAUGAAGCCGAUGCAAAAUGUGUCCUAAGCCGACAAUGAAAUUUUCCUAUACGAUAUAGUAAUUUUUCUCAGGUCAGUAGUUUGCACCGAGAUUGUAAUACAGCGCAGUAAUUUUUGCCAAAAUCACACUAUAAAAAUUCUCAUAUUUUUCUCUCCGCGUAACCAACCACUCAAAUGUGAAUGAAUAAACAAUUACGUUCAGCAUAAAUUAAUGCUGAUGAAAAUCUCUAAAUAAUCGCACAAACGACCAAUUUACAACCACCUCAUGUUGUGAAUAAUUUGUACAACACCGAGCAAUACUCUUUGUAUUUUUCCUUUUCAAGAGAUAUACAAUCCCAUCGUUUUAAAAACACUUCUGUCCUUUUUUCGAUUUUAUGAAUUUUAACGGUAUGAUGAGUACAAAUGUUAACACACAACACUACGAAAAGGAAAUUUUAAGAUAAGUGGCGUCAUUAGCAGUGAAAAUACGAAUGGAGAUUGAUUAUGAACGCAAGAAUUGUAUGUGAGAAUGAGAGGGUCAUCGGCGACGGUCACUGGUCACUAAAUACCUUUUCAAAAUCAGAAUUGUCAAAUGACAGUUUUUUUUUUUAAUCGUAUUGAUUUUAUUUAAUCAAAAUAAAUCGAAUGAAGUUCAUCAGGCGAACGAUUCAAAUCAUUCAAACGAUGUCUUUGAUAUCUGCCUGAGUUAACUAUGACGUAUCAUAAUCUAAAAAAUCAAAAAGAAUUUUGGGAAAAAAUCGUCAUUUGGUGACAUUGACUAAGGUAUUGCCAGAAGGCUGAUUAUUGGCCGGAAGGCUGAUUACACCUCUAGACUUAUGAAGACCGUCUAACGGCAACAAAGUCAAUAAAGUCAAUGACCUAAGGUAUCAAGCAAUUUACCGAUGACGAAGAUAAAUACUAUCAAAAUGGCAAAUCAUUCAUCUCUUUGUAAAAAAUAUUUAUUUGCCUCUAUCCAAAAAAAUACUUUUUGAUUCACUCAUUUUUUUGACAAGUCUACGGAGAGGAAAAUCUGUGAAUGUAGUGUGACUCCGACAAAAAUGACUUCACUGUCUAAUGAAAUUUCUAUUAGGAGUGUGAAUAAGUCUUUCCCGUUUUUUUUCAAAUUUUGAGCCUUUAUUGUGAAAAAAUGGUUACAAAUGAAUUAUUGAAAGUAUUGGCCGUCGUCUUCUUGCGUUUGACACGAAUCUUCAUCAAGCAAAGUCGCCAAUUCUUGAUCUUCAAAGAUUUGCGGCCGCCCGGAACGCUCCUUGUCUUCCACGUCGAAAUCACCACUUUUGAAGCGUCGAAACCAUCCGCGAACACUUGAAUCAUCGACACAACCUUCUCCAUAAGCUUCCUGAAGCAAUCGAUGCGCCUCGGCAGCAGAUUUCUUCAAAUUGAACCAAUAAAGUGAAACUUCCCGCAAAUGACGUCGACUCGGCUCAAAUUUCGACAUUUUCACGAUAUCAAAAAUUUAUGAUGCGAAAAAAUUUCAACUAAUGUGUUAGUGUGGAAUUGUUGACAGAUGAAUAAGCUUUGAUUAUGACAUAUGUAACCAUUGAAUACUCGCACAGUAUUGGUCGCGGCAUCUCUUACAAAAAACGGGAAAGACUUAUUCACACACCUAAUAUAUCUUCAAAGAAUAAGUUGUCGGUAGAUCAAAUAUGAAGACUAAAGUUGUCGCAGGAGUAAUUAUUGUCGGUAAACGGAAAUAAAUUUUUGAUAAAAAUUAGACCUCCAGAGGGUGAAACGUGGGACAAAAUGACAAUGAACCACUUUUUAGGUGAAGUUUUCUUGUGAAAAUUACACUAGGAGUCUAAUUUGUGUGAUAAAACUAAUCUUUGCCUCUCGUUUCACCCCCUGACGUCUAAUUAUCACAUAAAAUUUUUUUCGCAUUUUGUCUGCGGGUCAAAACCCGUGUUACCGAGAAUAAGGUCGAUGUUAUUGGUACGGGAAUACGACUACAUGAGGAAAAAUGAUGGGCAGAAGGUAUUCAGUAAAUAGUUAAUGAUGGAUCCUCCUAAACUGAUGUUCAGGAACGCCGUCACUGGCUCGGUGACCAGCGUCAGGCCAGCGUCAGGCCAGUGUUAAGCCUGCUGCAACGUUGUCACAUUGGUCCACAAUCGACUGACCACAUGCACUAGCUCCAGGCGACGAUUUUCGCUUGAGUCUCACAAGAUUAUUAUUUCCGCGACAAUGACGUGGUUCAGGGGAAUGAAAAUGUCACGAGUCCCUUCGAGAGGGGUUGCACUGAGUGUUGUAAUUUUUAAAAAUUUUCUAACUUAUAAUUUUGCGUAAAAGAAAAAAUCAAAAAAACGGCGCAGCCCUCAUCGAGCCAGUGACGAAGGACUGCGGACAAUCAGAUGAGGUCUAGGACAUUAAAAAACCGCCAGCGGUUUUAAUGAAAAUUUUUAUAGACAUAUUAAAAUUCAUUUAAGCACCAAUAGAUAAGGAAUUUUUAAAGUUGCUGGGUGUACGUGAAAUUAAAGGGCGCAUCUGCCACUCAAGUAUUUUUUCUACAUUAAGGAGCAGUCAGUAAUGUAGGAAACAUUCGAAAAUGAUCCAUGAGCCUUCUAAUCCUCGAGAGAACUGGAUUUUCAUUUUUACAUAAUUGAUUAAUGGAUUAUCAGUAUGAAUAAUUACAUCGGCAAAUUUGAGGUGAUGAUAAAUGUUGAGAAAAGCCUCCAGAGCCCGAUAAUUGUUUGUUAUUUUUUACGCGUGUUAGAUUAAGGCGAUUUUCUUCCCUGAGGUUUUUUAAAAUUUAUAAAAUUUGGAGAUAAUCCUAGUUCUUCCAGACACACCAAAGAUAAGUCCUACUCCAACAACUCAAAUUGGAUCCAUUUAAAGUCCAAACGCUAGUGCUCUUAUCGUCUCUACAUUUAAGUGCUUACGUUAAAUAUAUCGAAUAAAAUAUGUGGUCUAGAUUUA